Molecule: messenger RNA, 617 nt
Organism: Arachis stenosperma
Lineage: Eukaryota; Viridiplantae; Streptophyta; Magnoliopsida; Fabales; Fabaceae
Exons: 2
Coding region: 102-398 (98 amino acids)
Source: RefSeq, a predicted model, not a curated record
GUAUUAUCGGAGUGAAAUGACAUACAUCAUACAUGUAUAUAGCAACAAUAUAAUAAUAAUAUGAUAAAAGGCGUCGGUGAUGUUAAUUAAGGUGGUGGUUCAUGUGUGAAAGAAGAGAUGAAGUUGUCAGAGUGUGGUUUUCUAGAAAGCAGAGCAUGGAUAUUUGGAGGAAGAUGAUUAUUCUUCCUGUGAGGCGGGUAUGGCGAGCACUCUAUGCACGCCUCAACUCCACCAAAAACGGGGCAGGGCUGUUGAAGCUGGAGGAUGAUGUACAGACAUGUGAGUAUGAGGACAUACAAGUGAUGUGGGAAAUGCUAAGAAGAACAGAGAGUGAUGUCAGUAUACACAAGCGCAAGCAACAGCAACAGCCUUUCUGGAGGGUCCUCAAACCGUAUUGAACCUUCUUCACAAUUAACCCAACUCCACUUCUCUUCUUUUACAAUCUUUCAUGCUUUAACUGAUCAUAAUAAGACUCUUCUUCCUGAGUUCUGCAUCUUACAAUUACAGGAUCACAAAACCGUCUCUUGUAAGCCGUAACUCAAAAUGUACUCAUUAUUGUAAAUAUAUCUCACUUUUUUCAUAGCAAUUAAGCAAAUAACAAGUUGUUGUUUUCUGCU